Tetranychus urticae (two-spotted spider mite) is the source of this 4974-nucleotide messenger RNA. The record is from RefSeq and is a predicted model, not a curated record. NCBI's taxonomy places the organism in Eukaryota, Metazoa, Arthropoda, Arachnida, Trombidiformes, Tetranychidae.
ACUGGUUAAACUCAUAACAGAAACAUGAAUCACAUGAAGAGAAUCUUUAACCAAGAAAAAAAGGUUUUUCCAUUGACUUUUACUGUUUACCUCAUUUUACUCUCUUUUUACUCUUCAUCACCAGUACCAUCAUCAUAAUCAUCAUCAUCAUCAUCAGAUUGAGUCUCAUCUUGUUACGGGUUUCAUUAGUGAAGUAAAAGGAAACAUUUGAAAAAUGAUUUCAACUGCAAUCCACUGAUUUAACCUUAAAACUGUGAUUUUCAUUUCUUUGUUCAGUCUAUCCAUGUCAGUCCAUGUGUCGACCAUACAAUGACCCGAUCAAGUGAGAUUAACUGCCUUAACAGUGUUGCAAUGAUGUGAGAUUUUAAUUUAAAAUCAAAUCAUUUGCUCGUCAUAACCCAAAAGCAAAGGUUGAUUCCAAUGGGAAGGCCUUUGCCUUGUCUGCAUCAACUCGGGUCUGUAACUAGCCAAGUCUACAGUCAUUUUUCAUGGACAAAAUUUCGUCUCAUUAAACUUGUUAAACAGUAAAAGGUUUUACUAAUUGUUAGCCAAUGUCUCUUAUUGCCAUCAUUUUUUUACCUUGUUUCAAAACGUAAUCUCAUCGAGAAAUUCAUUGCACCAUGAGGAUGGAAAAAGGUAAACAAACACUUGACAUUACCAUUUGUUGUUGUAAAGAUGAUUAUUAUUGGUGAACAUACACAGGGCUGAAAAUAAUAGCAACAAUAAUCUGUUAUAAAUCGCAGACUCGCAAAGGAAUUAAAGUGAACCAUUAUGAGGAAUCUCAAGUGGAUUGGUUGGAUUAAAAGAUGUUUAUAUUGAUUCACAUGUUUCUCUAUUGGGUCCAAUCGUUUUUCAUUGAAAAACCAAUAUUUUCCAAAUCAAGUGAUUCACAAUCAGAUUCAACCUCUGAUCAUUCACCAUCCUUACAGGCAAAAUUGGAAUCAAAAGUUUACCGUAAAUCUAAAUCUGCUAAAUUGCCUUUUAAUAUGAAAAAUUUUGAUGCCGAUUCGGAUCAUGAAUCGACCAACUCAUCAAAUGGUAAAACAUUAACCUCAUCAACCAGCCAACAACCUGGAGUGUCAACAGUGAUAACAACCACACGACCAAUAGGUUCACCAACAGUCACAUCCAAUGCACGUUCAUCUUCAUCUUCAAGUGUCAACUCGGGUCCAAACGAGUCAGUCCACAGCAACAGUACCAACAGUAUAAACAGCAAUUCAUCAAGCAACUCACCGACAACCGGUUUAACAGGAGCCAUUGGUAUGACCCAAUCAAGUGCAAGUUCAUUUGCCUGUAAACAGCGUCGUCAGCGUUUAACCACAACACGAUCUCAAUCAGCUUCAAUUGCAAUGACAACCUCACAUCCAAUUCAUCAUCAUCACGUUCAUCGAUCAUCUUAUCCCUCAGAGUUGAGACCUAUCGGUGGUAUCAGGUUAGCCUCAAGGUUUACGAGGAAUCGAUCCUCGUCAAGCUUUGACGUUGAUGAUUCCGGUUCACCCAAUAAACAUCUUGAUGCAACCAGUCCAAGCACAGGCCUUGUCCUCCAAAACAUGCCUUCUCGUCGUGAAUCAUUUCUUUAUCGAUCCGAUUCAGAAUUUGAGAUGUCACCAAAAUCAGUGUCUCGUCAUUCUUCAAUCGGAAGCGGUGAAUCACAUGGCGAAGAAGUGAUUGUUACACCAUUUGCCCAAAUACUGGCAAGCCUUCGAAAUGUGCGAAAUAAUUACAUCUACCUUACCAAUGUUCCGAUUUCUGCUUCUAGGCCUCGGGAAAGUCGACGAUCCUCAACUAGCAAUUCUGCCAAUUUCCCGAUACAAGGUAAAUCAGCAUCUGAGGAGGUUAAUGCAAACUUAGCACUGAAUACUUUAGAAGAAUUGGAUUGGUGCUUGGAUCAAUUGGAAACCAUUCAAGCUCACAGAUCUGUUGGUGAUAUGGCUACAAAUAAAUUUAAAAGAAUGCUCAAUAAAGAAUUGAGUCAUUUUUCUGAGUCAAAAUCUGGAAGUCAAAUUUCAGAAUAUCUUUUACGAACUUAUCUGGAUAAACAAGAAGAUUUUGAUUUACCAUAUUUAAGAGCUGAAGAUGGAUCAGUUUCACAAUUACAAGCUCAUGUAUUUGCUUCAGUUGCUUCAGGAGCUACUAAUUUCCCCAAUAUCUGUAGAAAUAUGCCAACUGGUAUCUCAUCUGGAUCACAACCGCAACAGUCUAGUGGUGGUAGAGCCAAACCAGGUCUUUCGAUGUCCCAAAUAACGGGUGUUCGUAAAAGCACUCUUUCCCAUACCAACAGUUUGUCCAAACUUCCUAAAUAUGGAGUUGAAACAAUCCAUGAACCUGAGCUUGCUAAACUUUUCAAUGAUGUAAAUAAAUGGGGUUUGGAUGUAUUUAAGGUUGCUGAAUACUCCAACUCACAUCCUCUUACAGCAACCAUGUAUACAAUUUUUAGGGAAAGGGAUCUCCUCAAAACUUUCAAGAUAUCCUCCAAGAAAUUUGUAACUUGUGCAAUGACACUAGAAGAGCACUACCUCAAUGUACCGUAUCAUAACAGUACCCACGCUGCUGAUGUCACACAAUCUGUCCACGUCCUUCUACUAGCGCCAGCCCUUGAGUCCGUCUUUACUGAUUUAGAGAUACUCGCAGUACUUUUUUCAGCAGCCAUUCACGACAUCGACCAUCCCGGUGUUACCAAUCAAUAUCUAAUCAAUACCAGUUCAGAAUUGGCUUUAAUGUAUAAUGAUGAAUCCAUAUUAGAAAAUCAUUCGCUCGCAGUUGCCUUUAAGAUUCUUCAAGAUGAAUUAUCUGAUAUAUUUGACAAGUUAACUAAAAAACAGCGUCAAACUUUACGUAAAAUGACUAUUGAUAUGGUUCUUGCAACAGACAUGUCCAAACAUUUAAGUCUUUUAGCUGACCUAAAGACAAUGGUUGAAACUAAGAAAGUUGCUGGGUCCGGAUUUCUGCUUUUAGAUAAUUACACAGAGCGAAUACAAGUUUUACAGAAUAUCAUUCAUUGUGCCGAUUUAAGUAAUCCAACAAAACCUCUUCAUUUAUAUCGUCGUUGGGUUAAUAUGAUCUUUGAAGAGUCUUUCAUACAAGGUGAUAAAGAAAGAGCUCAAGGUCUUGAUAUCAGCCCGAUGUGUGAUCGACAUAAUACUGUUAUUGAAAAGUAUCAGGUUAGCUUCAUCGAUUAUAUUGUCCAUCCAUUGUACGAAACAUGGGCUGACUUAGUUAACCCAGAUGCACAGGAAAUCUUGGAUGCAUUAGAAGAGAACCGAGAUUGGUUCCAGAGUCAAAUCCCAGCAAGUCCUCCAUCAGAUGACAAAUCUGAAAAUAAAUCGCAAACCAAUCAACAAUCACAACAGGCACAAGAGAAGCAAGAGAAACAACAGCCUGGUAGUGAGGAAGAAGAAGAUAAUCGACAUUUGGCCGUACAAGCUGAAAAAAUAAAGUUUCAGAUAACAUUGGAGGAACCAGAAGAAGAUGAUGAUGAAAUCACAGUUUCAGAUGCUAAUCACAAUCAAACGAAACCAAUGAUGGCUGAUAUAGCAGAAGAUAACAGUCUAGGGGAAUCUGUUGAGAAUUAAUCACCACCAAUGAGAUUGGAAAUGGAUUCCAUGUGUAUAAUUGUUGAAAUACAAAAAUCAGUCCAUUCUCAGUAUAUACUUUGUUGAGGCUUUCAACAGAAAUGUCAAGCCUGAUUUGUGAUUAUGGAAAGUCAUGGCAAAUUAUUUUACUUGAAAAAGGAUUGGAUUGUAUUUUACACAAUUUUUUGCAAAUUUUGGCCAAAUACCGACCAUAUUCUGGUAAAUUUAACCAGAAUAUUGAACCAAUGACAAGUUGGAUUCGAAUCAAAGCAUAGCAAAGAUAUUUAUGUGUUCUCUUGGAUACUCUACAAAACAAACUUCAUCUACCAAUCAACAUUCAUCUUUUUAAAGAAGCGCCAAUUUUAAGUAAACCUUGAAAUAGAUGUUAACUUUUAAAGAUCAAUUCAUUUGAGAGGAGAAAAGGUUAAAGAUUUAUAAUUUAAAUUCUUCAACUUUGACUCUUGUCGAUUAAACUCGUAAUUUUGAUGUUUAAAAAAAUAUCUUCAUCUUAAAACUAUCAUCAUAAUCAUCAACCACACUAUAAUGUAAUAAUCACCACUCAUCGAAUGAAGUAAAGCAAGGAAAAAAACAAAACCAUUAAUCCUGGAAUGGAGACAAUAUAAGUUGGAGGAAAAUGAAGUAAAGAUGGAAUUUUAAAGCCUAAGAUAAAUUGUGAAACACAGCUCUUGGCCAAUUUACGACUUUUCAUACCAAUUGUAAUCUAGUCUAUCCAACGUUAAAAAACCAACUCUACCACAACCACUUGUGAAACUGAUUUUAAAUUGUAAUACCGACGGUAAUUUUGAAACCGUAAAAACCAGUGCCAACAGUUAUACUGCCCUUUCUCCUAGUAUCCAAUUGUAUUAUCAGCACUCUUGUUUCCUUCUCUCUUUUAAAUCUGAAAAGUUACCUUUUUUCUGGUCAUUUUUCUAUGUCCGAUUCACUUUUAUCACCAUUGUUUACCAUGUUUUACCCGUUCGCCGUUCACUCUUUGUUUUCCUCUUCCAUUUUAAUUACAACUGUUACUAAACCUGUUAACAUCUUUAACUGAUUCCUUCUUCGAUAAACUCCCAUCAAACUUGCUUAUCAUUGUUAAUCUUUUUGGGCUUCUAAUAGCUAAAGCAAGUUUAUAAUAUAAUUCAAUCUGGAAUCCACUUAACACCAUUUUACUGAUAGCGUAAAUUUUCAUCCAUUAAAAUCAGCAUCCGAAUCAAAUGUUAUAUGUUACCUGGGAAAAAAAGAAAAAUGAAGAGACGAGAAUUUAUCUACGGAAAAAGCGUGCCAAAUUUGCUAUUCGAAACUCGGAGUUAUCACUGUUACCAUAAUUAUGUUUGACAACUCAUUGGAAUCGAUGAAACGAGUCAAUGAAUCGGAAUAAAUUUUAUACUAAACAAGAAUGAAA